Messenger RNA from Choloepus didactylus (southern two-toed sloth), 3177 nucleotides. RefSeq names its product muscular LMNA interacting protein (gene MLIP). The record is from RefSeq and is a predicted model, not a curated record. Gene Ontology annotation, molecular function: transcription corepressor activity; lamin binding. Lineage: Eukaryota; Metazoa; Chordata; Mammalia; Pilosa; Megalonychidae. Gene Ontology annotation, biological process: negative regulation of transcription by RNA polymerase II. Bases 1 to 2937 code for a protein of 978 amino acids. Gene Ontology annotation, cellular component: PML body; sarcolemma; nuclear envelope. The transcript is spliced from 14 exons.
AUGCUUCCAGAUCAGGGGCUUCCGAGUGACUGCGGGAACAAUUACUUCCAAAUGAACCAGUGCAUCUUAGCAGGGAGCAUUCAGACUACACCCCAGGUCUCUUCGGGUGAUUCUGAAGCCAAACCUCUGGUCUUCACAUUUGUCCCCACUGUCAGAAGACUACCAACCCACUCUCAGUUGGCUGACACCUCUAAAUUCCUUGUUAAAAUUCCCGAGGAACCAGAUAAGAAUCCAGAAACGGUAAAUAGGUCUAAUUCCAAUGACUACCUGACCUUGAAUGCUGGGGGGCAACAAGGAAGAAACCAAGGGACAUUAAAUUAUUCUUCAAAAGUUAGUGGAAAGAUUUCACAAGGAAGAGGAUUUAAAGCAAACGAACCUCAAGGAAUGCAGCAAAGUGACCUCUUCAAAGCUGAAUAUGUCUUUAUUCUGGACUCCGAAGGGGAAGAUGAAGCCACAGGCAGAAAAGGUGACCAAGACCCCCCAGUGGUGGGGGGCACUGGAAUCACCCGACCCAAUACUCUAGCAAUCUCCUCCAGUCUAGUCUCCGAUGCCGUGCGUCCCAAGACACGGAGUGCUGAUCUCCCGGCCCCAUUGCAUCCUGAAAUGCCUCAUGGGCUGGUCCCUCAGCAAAAGCACGGGCAGUUAACUUCUCCCACUACCUCUGAUCAGCUUGCCUGUAAACCACCUGCUUUCUCCUUUGUUUCUCCAACUAAUCAGAAAACACAACCUGACUCAGUUAACCUCGACCAAGCCUCUGUCCUAGAGGAGUUCCACACUAGGAGGCUGGAUGGCAGUGGGGGCUUUGUGGAAGAAACAGCUUCGUAUUUUCAAACUUCUACUCACUCUUCACCCUCUUUUGCAUCGAAAGGCACCUCCUCGAUGUUACAGUUUCCCCAGCUAUCAGGUUCUAAUUUAUCCAGUCCAAGUGCAGCAGUUCAAAAACCUGGACUGACACCUGAAGUUCUGAAGAAGACGACGUUAACCUCGCAUGUCCUUAGUCCCAGAGAAAGUCUGAGAACCUCUUCUCCUUCACCAGCCUCCGGUGCUUCUCUGAAGUCGAAUUCAGCCUCAUACAUACCAGUCCGUAUUGUCACGCAUUCACUCUCUCCAAGUCCAAAGGCAUUUACUUCCUCUUUCCAUGGCUCUUCCUCCACCAUCUGUAGCCAAAUGUCAUCUAGUGGAAAUCUCUCAAAGUCAGGGGUGAAAUGCCUGGUGCCCUCUAGGCUUUCCCUUCUCACUGCUAUUCUCAAGUCAAAGCCUUCUCACCAAAGACCCUUUUCCCCUGCAUCCUGUCCAACGUUCUCUCUCAACUCCCUGACGUCUUCCACGCUCACACUCGAUCAAAAAGUAAAGCAAACCCCACCCACACCUAAGAAAUCACUCUCAAGUUGCUCUUUGAGAGCUGGGUCUCCAGACCGAGGGGAAUACCAGGUUUCUGAACUUACCCAACAAUCCCUUCACUUACCUUUUUUCAAAAAGUCUACUCCCCUUUCUCAGGCGCCCUCCAUUUCUCCUACAAAACAUGUCAGUAGCAACCUUGUUUCUUUGAAUGUGGAAAAAACACCAUCACCCACUUCUUUGAAAAGCAAUACAGCACUGUCCCCUCUGCAGCCCAAUAUGUUGAGUUCUGCUGCUCUUCCUCCAGUUCCAUUAAGCUCUUCUCAUCUUUCUUCUUUGAAGGCCAGACAGGACACUGAUCUCAGGCCUCCUGAAAAGCCCAGGAGACUUGACCCACACCCUUCCACUAUAGCCUCAUCUACAUUAUCUUCUGUAUCUUCUCCUAUUAACCAGAGAGCCACACUCUCCUCUCCAGAGAAAUGUUUCCAUCCUUCCCCAGCUCUUUCAAACCUAAUUAACAGAUCUGAGAGGGCAUUACCACAACUGUCAGGCCAGGGGAAGAAUCCUUCAACUCCUCCUUCACCCCCUAUCUUAAGUGCUAGUUCUGCCCCUCUUCCCAGCCAGGGGUCCUCCUCUCUCCCUCAUAGUAAUCUGUCCACCCAGGAACUCCAGCUCAGUCCCUCAGCACUGCUCCCAAAUUUUGGCAGUAGAACCUUGCCUUCAAGACCUGGGAAAUCUGAAAGCACAACAUCCAACUACAGGUCAUCUGUUUCAACCCCACCACCGCUCAUUUCUCUAACAAGAACCAAGGAGCCAAUUUCACCUUGUACAUUGUUCAUGUCAACAGGCCCUGAAAAUAAGAAACUCAAGCAAUACAAGAUCAAGUCAAGCUACAAGGCUUUUGCAGGAAUCCCUACAAACACAUUGCUUUUGGAACAGAAGGCACUAGAUGAGCCAGUCAAGACUGAAAGUGUCUCCAAGGACAACGUGUUAGACCCACCUUUGGAGUUGUUUUCCCCUGCACAGCUCAGGCAGCAAACUGAAGAGCUCUGUGCUACCAUUGAUAAGGUCUUACAGGAUUCCUUGUCUAUGCAUUCUUCUGACUCUCCUUCAAGUUCCUCACAGAUGAUGAGUUUUGAUUCAAUCAAAAUGCCUACAACUCUUCCAAGAGCAGCUGGUAGAGAAACCAAAUAUGCAAAUCUCUCCUCACCCUCCUCUACAGUAUCUGAGAGUCAACUGACUAAGCCUGGAGUAAUUCGCCCAGUCCCUGUAAAAUCCAAAAUACUACUGAAAAAGGAGGAGGAAGUCUACGAACCCAACCCUUUCAGUAAAUACCUGGAAGAUAAUAGUGACCUCUUUUCUGAGCAGGAUGUGACAGUUCCUCACAAGGCUGUUUCUCUCCAUCCUAUGUAUCAGACUAAACUCUAUCCUCCUGCUAAGUCCCUGAAGCAUCCACAGACCCUCUUACAUGCUGACUGUUUUACCCCAGGACCGUUCAGUCAUUUGUCCUCCUCACUGAGUGAUAAACAGAAUUCUCAUACCCUGGUCGGUCACCACACAUAUAAUAAGAUGAGAACAUACAGAAGAGAAAAUCAGUAACUUGUCCAUGGAAGCCACUUUCAUUUUCUGGUUUGAUUCAAAGCAAUGAAGUUGGAGCAGAAGCUAAAAACACAGACUGCUGAAGUCUUUCGGAAUGCUGGUGCUAACCACUCACUAGAUUUAACUUUUAUUUUUUUCAGAAUGAGUGCUCCCUUUAUGAACUGCAGUGCAGCAAUGGAGCUAAAAAAAAGUUUCCUGCAGUCAUAUAGCAUCUUAAGUACCCUACUAACACCCAGCAUA